AUGGCGGUCGCCGAACAGCUAGAUCCGCCACUGGCUCGUAAGAGAUCAACGGAUCCUUCAUCAGGAACGGUGUCGGGUUCGACGAUCGUAUCCGAAAAUGUGAUUCGUGUCAAGGAAUCAACUGGAACAGUAUCGGAAGCGGAUGGUCGGAUACGAAAUGUGUUAUUUUACAUGGAUCUGAAUAAUAAACCUAAAAAAAUUACAUACUUCACAGUGAUUGAUAGUUGCUUAAAAGAUAUGUCAUCGGUUGUGUGUGUUUUUGAACAUGUUCUUGAUAAAAUCAAAAGAGAUGUACCAAAUUUAACCGCUUUGUACACGCGCAGUGAUAAUGCCGGUUGCUAUUCGGGAACAGCGGUUAUCAUGGCUCGCCAGAUGAUAUGCUUAGGUGCUGACUUUGGACUGAAACGAACGGAUUUUAGCGAACCUCAACGGGGAAAGGAUCGAGCUGGUCGUGAUAUUUGUGACGAUUUUUGA
This is a messenger RNA of Adineta ricciae, 474 nucleotides long. The record is from the annotation of a GenBank genome assembly. Lineage: Eukaryota; Metazoa; Rotifera; Eurotatoria; Adinetida; Adinetidae.